This is a messenger RNA of Gadus macrocephalus (Pacific cod), 3444 nucleotides long. It is a transcript of the gene qsox2, whose product is annotated as quiescin Q6 sulfhydryl oxidase 2. Gene Ontology annotation, biological process: protein folding. The record is from RefSeq and is a predicted model, not a curated record. Bases 137 to 2137 code for a protein of 666 amino acids. NCBI's taxonomy places the organism in Eukaryota, Metazoa, Chordata, Actinopteri, Gadiformes, Gadidae. Gene Ontology annotation, molecular function: protein disulfide isomerase activity; flavin-dependent sulfhydryl oxidase activity. Gene Ontology annotation, cellular component: Golgi membrane. The transcript has 12 exons.
UUUUACGCACCUUAUAGACGUCAUCCACGCGUCACACCACGUAGCAACAGCUGUUCCCAUGUAGUCGCACCGCUAUUAAUGAUAUUCAAGCCGAACACACAUUGUCCUCCGUAAAAUUCGCCGUUCAACGAUACGAAUGGCAGGGGGUUUUCGGCUCGGCGUGGUGGUCCUGUGCUUCCUAACGUGCGGUGCGGCGGCGGGGACCGCUCGCCUCUACACCGAGGAUGACCCGCUGGUCCUCCUGGGCAGCGGCAGCCUGAAGCGGUCCGUGAGCAGCAACUCCUCCUCGGCCUGGCUGGUCCAGUUCUACUCCUCCUGGUGUGGACACUGCAUCCAGUUCUCCUCUACGUGGAAGGCGUUAGCCCACGACGUCCAAGACUGGGACACCAUUAUUCAUAUUGCUGUGGUGGACUGCGCCCAGGAUGACAACUUUGACAUCUGCAAGGAAUAUGGAGUAAGCUUCUACCCUACCUUCAGAUACUUUGGAGCACAUGCAUCCCCUGCUGACUUGGGAAAGACGUAUAGAGGUGCUGAUAGAGGGGUGCAGACAUUGAGAGAGUUGAUGAUCAAUUUCCUCCAGAACCACACCAGGCUUGGGAAGCCCGACCACUGUCCACCGUUGGAACCCUUCAAUCUGGGCGACCUGCUUCCUCUCUUGGGUCAAAAGUCAGCCCACUACACUGCCAUUAUCAUUGAGCAUCCAACUUCGUACGUAGGACGAGAGGUAAUACUGGACCUGUCGAAGUACACUGGGAUUGUAGUGAGAAGAGCUUUGUCUACAGACACCCCCCUAGUGGAUAAACUGAAGAUCACAGCCUUCCCAUCAGCCUACUUGCUACAUCCCAAUGGAACACACACCCACCUGCACUUGUAUAUGCAGCUGCGUUUCUUCUUCACGUCCUUCCUGAGAGGGUUGCAAGGAGUUCAGCGCAGACAGACUGAGGACCACAGCGCCCCCAACCACAUGGGGGCGCUGUCUGAGCAUCACAGCACUGAUCCCUGGAGGGAGUUUGACAGCUCCAAAGUGUACAUGGCUGACUUGGAGUCCGCCCUGCACUACCUGCUGAGAGUUGAGCUGGCUACCCACAAUACUCUGGGAGGGGAGGAGCUCAAGACAUUCAAAAGCGUUGUGACAGUGAUUGCUAAGCUGUAUCCAGGGAGGGCCUCUGUGCAGAAGGUGAUGGAGAACCUACUGGAUUGGCUGGUGAGGUUACCACUGGAGAGCAUCCCAUACCAGGCCAUCCUAGACCUGGUGGACGACAAGAUGAGGAUCUCCAGUCUGUCCCUGGGGGCGGAGGUUCGCUGGGUUGGUUGCCAGGGCAGCAGGCCAGGGCUCCGAGGCUACCCCUGCUCUCUGUGGACAUUGUUCCACAUGCUAACGGUGCAGUACGAUGCUAGCCCAAAGCUGCUGGCCAGUACAGCUCUAGAGGGUGAUCCCGCGGCCGUCCUGAACGCCAUGCGGGGCUACAUCGGGACGUUCUUCGGCUGUGAGCAGUGUGGCCGUCACUUUGAGGAGAUGGCCGCCCAGUCCCUGGACCAGGUCAAGACCACGGAGGAUGCCGUGAUCUGGCUCUGGUCCAAACACAACCAGGUCAACAGCAGACUGGCCGGUUCCCUCAGUGACGACCCGGUGUUCCCCAAAUCGCCCUGGCCCAGCCCCGCCCUCUGCCCCGCCUGCCACCAGGAGAAGGAGGGCGUCCACACGUGGAACGAGGAGCAGGUCCUGGCCUUCCUCAGACAACACUACGGAGCCGGCAACCUCUCUCCUCGCUACCUCCCCGAGCCUCGACGCCACCUGCCCACCCCCCCUCUGGCGCCUCCCCAGGCCCCCCAGGCCCCCCAGAAACCCCAGGGCGCAGUCCAGGCCCUGCAGCAGCAGCAGCAGCAGCAGCAGCAGCAGCAGCAGCCGCCCACCCCCAGGGCGACGGCGGUGGUGCUGAGCGGUGGGGGAGCCCAGGGGGCCCAGGUCCGGCUCCACUCCGGGUCCGGAGGGUGGAUCCUGGGCUUCACCAGCGUUGACAUGAGCCUGUGUCUGGUCCUGUACGUCUGCUCCUGCCUGAUGCUCAUGCUGCUCUUCUUCUUCUUCAAGAUCCGCUCGAGACGCUGGAAGCUCAAGAACGGCCGGCUCCACGUGUAACCCGGACCGGACUUUGGGGUCGGUUGAAACCCAGAUCGGACAUGGUUUUUGGUAUAUAUAUUUCUUGGGACAGGAGGAUGAGGUUUCUUUAGUAAUGCAUCGACGCCCUCCACAGAACUCUCGGGACUGCGUUUGGUUUACUUCACCGCACCACACGCGUCAUCCAAGCAGACGUUGUCACAGAUCUCCGGGGGUCAGUGGACACGACAACAGGGAGAAUCCACAUGGAGACUUUUGAAACACCAUUUAGUUGACGGAGCUUUAUGUGCGUUGGACUGUGGGCCGAGGCGAAGGGUCUCGGUUGUGUUGAACUAAAGUGGAACUUUUUCUUGAGAGGAGAAUAAACUGCCAUCCACUUCACACGCCUUAUUGUUUUUAGAUGAGCCGUAUUCAGUUGGCAGGCUGACCAGGGACCAGCUCACAAUGUGCCAUAGAUUGAUAAAACACAACCGCUAACUGGCUACAAAGUGCAAAGUCUUCUUUCUGUCGGCAUUGCAGCUUUUUGUUAGGUAUCACAGCAGGGUUCAUAUAACUUGAAUCAAAUGAUGAUUGAUCCCAUUAUGUUCCUAAUUCUUAUUCUUACAUUCUGUAUAGGAUCACGUCAAACAGGAUUUGUAAACCUCAAUAUAGCUGUUUUCAAGGGAAGCUAACAGAAAAUAUACAGAAGAUAAAAACACUACAGAAUAGCUCUAUAGAACUGACUGUAUUUUGUAUUGCAUAGAACCAGAUCAGAGCCAUUUAGUUUACAAAAGUCUCAGUUUUUGUAUCGUUUUACAUUUCGGGCAAGUCCAGCAACCGAUCAUGAGAUGAAAUGGUCGUUCUCCUUAGAUCUUCUAUCUAACCAGGACCACAGUCAGUUCUAUAGCUCUUGAACAAGUAUUAUUCAACCUCUGCUUUGCUGACUUUUUAAAUUUACUUUACAGUAAUCCAGCAUGUAGUUGUUUUCAUAGAAACCCUCGGUGAAGCAGGUAUUUGUGCAAAUGGUCUUAUUUUCCAAAAAUAUCUGAGUCAGUCCUUUUGAACAGAGUCAACCUAUUUCAGGAUCGUGUUUUUUUUUGUUUUUGUUAUCAACUUGAAAUGUGUUUGUUUGACGGUUUGAGGUUUGAAGAGCCUCCAUGAUACCUUUCUAUAAAUUAACUGGAGUUUAUUUUUGAGUGUAAGCAUAGAAACCUGCUAAAUAUUAACUAAAGUGCAUUUGUAUGACAACGUCUUAAUGAUCUUAAGUUUUCUUAGUUUUUCCUUCUGUAAUCAGUUGAGUGUAGAUUUGUAAAUGAAUGUUUUGUUAUCUAAAUAAAUGUGUGAACUCA